AUGGCAGACCUCAAAGAUGUCGAGGCCCCCCCGGGCCUCCACACUGAAGACAAAGACACAGUCGCCUAUGAAAUGGAUGACGUAGCAGAAUUCAAGCUCCAAAACGGCCGCACCGAAGCAGCCAUGGACGCCGAGAUCCAACAGCUGGAAGACCAACUCCACGAGCUUCCCAAGUCCCGCUUCAAUUUCUCCAUGGCAAACCCAGCAACCUUCACUUACAUCCUCGUUGCCUUCGCCUCAAUGGGCGGCAUGCUCUCCGGCCUCGACCAAUCGCUCAUCAGCGGUGCAAAUCUCUACCUCCCCGUUGAUCUGCACCUCAGCUCCGCAGACAACAGUCUUGUAAAUGCAGGCAUGCCCCUCGGCGCCGUGGCCGGUGCUCUUCUACUCUCUCCAGCAAACGAGUACCUCGGCCGACGGAUGGCCAUCAUCGUCUCCUGCGUACUGUACACCAUCGGCGCAGCCCUCGAAGCUGGCGCCAUCAACUUUGGCAUGAUCUUCGCCGGCCGCUUCAUCCUCGGCGCUGGCGUAGGUCUCGAAGGCGGCACGGUCCCUGUUUACGUCGCGGAAUGCGUCCCGCGCAAAAUCCGCGGCAACCUCGUCUCGCUCUACCAGCUGAACAUCGCCUUCGGCGAAGUCCUCGGCUACGCCGUCGCCGCAAUGUUCGUCAGCGUCCCUGGCAACUGGCGCUACAUCCUGGGAUCAUCGCUCCUCUUCUCGACAAUCCUCUUCAUAGGCAUGCUCUUCCUCCCCGAGAGCCCACGUUUCCUCAUGCACAAAGGACGCGAAGUCGAAGCGUACUCCGUGUGGAAGAAAAUCCGUGGCUUCAACGACUUCGAAGCCAAAGACGAGUUCCUCGGCAUGCGCCAGGCGGUCACAGCCGAGCGUCAGGAACAAGCACAGUCAAAGAAAUACCCGUGGGUGGACUUCUUCACUGUGCCGCGGGCGCGGCGCGCCAUUGUCUACGCAAACAUAAUGAUCUUCCUGGGCCAAUUCACCGGCGUCAACGCAGUAAUGUACUACAUGUCUACGCUGAUGCAAGCGAUCGGGUUCGGCGAUAAAGACGCGGUAUUCAUGUCUUUGGUUGGCGGUGGUGCACUGCUUAUCGGCACGAUCCCGGCAGUGCUGUAUAUGGAGCGGUUUGGGCGGCGGUACUGGGCGAACGCGAUGCUGCCGGGGUUCUUUAUCGGACUUGUGCUCGUUGGCGUUGGGUACACGAUCGACGCGCAAAAAUACCCGGCCACCGCGCAGGGUAUCUACCUCACUGGAAUCAUCUUGUACAUGGGGUUCUUUGGAUCUUAUGCGUGCUUGACGUGGGUUGUGCCAUCUGAGGUGUUUCCGACAUAUCUGCGAUCUUAUGGAAUGACGACUGCGGAUGCGAACUUGUUUCUGUGCUCGUUCAUUGUUACGUAUAACUUUACCCGGAUGAUGGAGAGUAUGCAGCGGAUUGGGCUCACGCUUGGGUUUUAUGGUGGGAUUGCUGUUUUGGGAUGGGCUUAUCAGAUUAUUUUCAUGCCAGAGACGAAGAACAAGUCCCUGGAGGAGAUUGAUGAGUUGUUUUCGUUGCCAACGGCUGUUAUUGUUAAGAGGAACUUGAAGCAGACUGCGCAGGUUGUCAGGGAUCUGGCGAGGUUUAGGUUGAAGAAGGUUUUCUCGCCUGAGCCAUAUAACUGA
This is a messenger RNA of Penicillium soppii, 1671 nucleotides long. RefSeq names its product putative MFS sugar transporter. Gene Ontology annotation, biological process: transmembrane transport. The transcript has 2 exons. The coding region runs from base 1 to 1671 and encodes 556 amino acids. The record is from RefSeq and is a predicted model, not a curated record. Gene Ontology annotation, molecular function: myo-inositol:proton symporter activity. NCBI's taxonomy places the organism in Eukaryota, Fungi, Ascomycota, Eurotiomycetes, Eurotiales, Aspergillaceae. Gene Ontology annotation, cellular component: membrane.